AUGGAUAAGUCAUGGAUGCAUGCUGAUAGAAGGUCAAAGAAGUUUGAGCUAGGAGUAGCAGAGUUUCUCAAGUUGGCCGAGUCUAAUGCCAAUAACAAAAACAAGAUUUCUUGUCCUUGCUUGAAAUGUAGUAACACGAAGGGAUUUUCUGUUGGAGUUAUUAAGGAUCAUAUAUUUUGGAAUGGUAUUAAUGAGAGUUAUAAGCAUUGGAGGUGGCAUGGAGAACCUACUACAUCUGCUAUGAAUGACAAUAGAGUUGAAUCUGAAACUGUAGAUUGGGAACCUGGGAUAGGGGAGAAUGUUUGGGGCUUUGGAGAAAGUGAGGAUGAGCAGAUUUCCGAAGACUCUAAUGAGUUUUUGAAGUAUGUAGAGGAUGGGGAUCAACCUUUGUACCCAGGUUGUACGAAGACAACCAAGCUGAAUGGUCUGAUUCAGACCUUCAAUUUGAAAGCAAAGCAUGGAAUGACCGAUGCUUGCUAUUCAGAUAUGCUUAUCAUGAUUGGGGGUCUGCUUCCUGAAGGGAAUCAGGUUCCUUUGUCUUUGUAUGAAGCGAAAAAGACACUUAGUGCUUUAGGGAUGGAGUAUGAAAAAAUUCAUGCAUGUCCUAAUGACUGCAUCUUGUAUAGACAGCAGCAUGCAGAUGCUCUUAUCUGCCCCAACUGUGGUGUUUCAAGGUGGAAAUUGGGUAGGGAUAAAACUGUGAAAGAAGGGAUACCAGCAAAGGUUUUAUGGUACUUUCAACCAAUCCCAAGGUUCAAACGAAUGUAUCAAUCGACCAACACAGCUAAGAAUCUUACUUAG
Molecule: messenger RNA, 801 nt
Organism: Rosa chinensis
Lineage: Eukaryota; Viridiplantae; Streptophyta; Magnoliopsida; Rosales; Rosaceae
Exons: 1
Coding region: 1-801 (266 amino acids)
Source: RefSeq, a predicted model, not a curated record